CCCGCUUCACAACACAUCUGCCUGAGCAGCCUUUCAAUAGUUUCGUCAGACCCCCGUUUGCAACUCCCUUCACCCUGCGGAAGUAGAUCUCAGCCUGCACUGUAGUCUUGUGUCAACCCUGUCAGUCCGCUUCACGGGACUGCCAGGUCCUAAGACGUGACUUGACAGCCCUUCAUCAGAAACGAAGACUCCCAACCCAAAUCUCCUACCCUUGAUCCCUUCCGCCAAGUGUUGUAUUCGAGGUUCUCCCUUGCGCUGUCAUCACUCACUCGCACGCGUGAUAUCACACCACUCCCAACCAGCUUCCACAGCCACAACUUAGCUCGUCACAAUGAUGAGUCACAUCCGGCUAAAGCGCGCAACAGAAGCCUCCCUCCUCGUCCUCGCAUCCCUCCUAUCUCUCCUCUCCCACUACACCGUCUCAGCUGAUGUCUGCCCAAAAUUCACAUGCGGCGAGGGGCAGUUCGUCUACGGCAAAUUCACCGACCCCGUCGACCCGAUUAAAGAGCCGCCCGAGCCGCUGGUCGAGGCCUAUUUCACCGGGGGGCAAAUGAACUACUACGCGUCGUACAACAUCACGGACGAGCUGAUCAGCAACCCCAAUGCCGACUGCUACCGGUUCUGUUCGGGAUGGAACGCGAACAGGCAGCCGGGGCAGGUUAAAGCCAAAUACUGGAUGUUCGAGGAGACGUGCCUCGACGCGACGGGCGGUAUCUGCACGUGCUAUGCGGCGAAGCAGUGCGAAGGCGCUAACGCGUACAGCAGCAAUUGGAUGGAGGCGGGCCGAACAACCGCGGAUGAUUACGAGGUGCCGGCGAAUUUCACGGCGGGCGAGCUGUGCGAGCCGGGGCACAAGGGCGACCCGCAUUUCAGCGGCGCGGACGGCUCGCACUUCGACUUCAGCGGCAAGCCGAAUCGCAACUACGCAAUUAUUUCGGAUCUGCACUUUCAGGUGAACGGGUAUUUCGGAGGGCGGUACACGGCGUGGGGUUCGCGGCUUAAGGCGCUGACGUGGAUCCGUGACGUCAGCGUGAUGCACGGGCAUCACACGGCUGUUCUCGAAGCGCGUAAGGGGCCCGACGCGGAUUAUAAGAACGGGUAUCUGGCGCGGGUGUUGGUGGAUGGAAAGCCGGUUCAAGUGAAGGCGCCCGGAACGUCGCUGACUCUAUGGGAGGGAGCUACACUCACGUGGGUGUAUGCGCGGCAGCAAAACGGAGACGACUAUAUCGAUGUUUUCGAUCUGGCGGUCGACGGCGUGGCGACGAUUCGGCUGACGAUGAGGCCAGAGGUUGAGACGUGGAGAACGCCGAGAGACGGCACGGUUCACUUCGGUUUGGAGGUGCUGGAUGCGCACUUCUCCCCCGGCGUGCACGGCGUGCUGGGACAAACUUACCGCAACGACUUCGAGGGAAGAAUUGCUCAGCAGAAACUCGAGUGGAGCGACCUCCUCCAGGUGAUGGUGGUUCCGGGUGACAAUGCCGAGGGGUUCUUGUACGGAGGGGUUGACGACUACCAGGUGUCGUCCCUGCUCAAGUCGGACUGCAAGCUCUGCACGUUCACUCGAGCUGAGACUGUAGACAAGGAAACCACAAUGGCUCUGGCGAUGAUGGGAGGCGUGUCUGGUGGAGGCAUUUCUGCUACCACCCCCAGGAAAGCGCUCAAGCCUCUGGCAGUUGCUGCUGCGGAUGCCUCCAGUUGAUUGAGAAUCGUAGAUAUGCCGGAGGAGCAGUAUUAUCAGCAUCCUAAUAGGACGGGGCGAAUAGCUCCAAGCUACUUGAGAAAGGACAAUGUCAGCACCUCCUCGAAGGGGAGAUAGUGUAAGCGUUAUUUUUUUUGUCGAUGUGGCCCCUAAGCUGGAACAAUCGUCUACAGCGUACCUGCCUGCCUUUUCACUAAUUUGCGUUCAAUCCAGGGUCGUGUUUUCUGCCUGGAAUUAAUAAACAGUAUUGUA
Messenger RNA from Closterium sp. NIES-67, 1951 nucleotides. The record is from the annotation of a GenBank genome assembly. NCBI's taxonomy places the organism in Eukaryota, Viridiplantae, Streptophyta, Zygnematophyceae, Desmidiales, Closteriaceae.